AUAGGCGAGCACUGAGCCGCCAAAACGCUUCACGCUGAGAGUUCUACGAUCGGAGUCGGAGGCCCUCUAUACUCGAUCCGUCUGCUGCAUUUGAUCAGUAUCUGCGAUUCUCCCAAAACCCCUUUCUUUUGAAAUUUUCUAGUGGUAGAAAAAUCGAAUCUUGCUAAGGUUCGAGCGAGCUUUUUCCCAUGAAGAAUCCUGUGGUUCUCCCUAAUUGCGCCCUCGUCUGCGCUUCUUUGAUAAUAUUGUCAGUGGCUCCGGCCAUCUUAGCUGCUGGUAAUGACUCCGCGAUCCUCCUCAGUUGCGGAGCUUCUCAACCGGGCUCCGACCUCGAUGGAAGAGUUUGGGCCCCCGAUGGAAGAAUUUGGACCCCCGACUCCGAUUUCAACUUCUCCCUCCCUUUGAGCGGCCAUAGCGUCAAAGCUACACAGCAAGAUUCGUCGGUGCCUCGAGUCCCGUACUUGACGACUCGGGUCUUCACUUCCCCUUUUUCCUACAAUUUCCCUCUCGCCGUCGGCGGUCGGGUAUUCCUCCGCCUCUAUUUCUACCCUUCCAAUUACGACAACGACAACUACACCUCUGGCGAUGCCUUCUUCUCUGUCACAGCUGGCCCUUACACCCUCCUCCACAAUUUUAGUGCUUCUCUUGUUGCUAAUAAUUUAAAUGAUGACUUCUUUACCCGUGAAUUUUCCCUCAAUGUCUCCACCGGCGUCCUAAACCUCACCUUCUCCCCCUCCCCCGCUCAUAACAAUUCUUAUGCCUUUAUAAACGGCAUCGAGAUUGUGCCAAUCCCUGACAUCUUUAACUCCGGCAAUGCUGUGCUUAUCAAUACUGAUGGUUAUGCCUAUCCCAUAUUGAAAGAGAUCCAUCCAGAAUCAGCAAUCGAAACUGUGUACCGGCUCAACGUGGGUGACCAAGCAAUCGCCCCUCCCAAUGGGGAAUUUUCCAGAUUUUGGGAAGAUGAUACACGUUAUCUUUUUGGCGCUUCUUCUGGUGUGACAUUUUCUAAAGAUCCAAAUGUUAGCAUCACAUACGCCCCUGACGUUCCAUCUUACAUUGCGCCAACUGAAGUCUACGCGACAGCAAGGUCAAUGGGUCCAGACGCAUCAUUGAAUUUGCAGUACAAUCUUACAUGGAUUCUUCAAGUAGAUGCUGGCUUCAGCUACCUUGUCCGGUUUCAUUUUUGUGAGAUCCAAUAUCCCAUAACCACGAGGAAACAAAGAGUUUUUGAAAUCUUCAUUAAUAACCAGACAGCGGAGGAAUCCGCGGAUGUUAUUGCUUGGAGUGGCGGUAUCGGUGUUGCAACAUUCAGGGAUUACAUGGUGAGUACAACAGGAAGUGGGCAGAUGGACAUGUGGGUUGCCCUUCAUCCACAAAUCGACUCGCGACCAGAGUACUACGAUGCUAUUUUAAACGGGCUUGAGGUCUUCAAGUUACAAAACAGCAGCAACAGUUUAGCUGGUUUUAAUCCAGAACCACGUGAUCAAACUUUUGAUAAUCCUGAUGGAAAUUAUUUCACCGAUUCGAUAUCUUUGCAUGUAAAGAUCGUAACAUCAUGCAGAUAUUGCUACCACAUAUAAAUCCAAUAAAUGGGAUUUAUUGGUUGUGUAUUUCUUGAGUUUGAUUUAUUGGAAGAAGAUUUUAUGUAUGUAGAAAUUGGUUAAAUUGCUUUUCGGAACUAAGAUGAUAAUUAUAAAUUGAUUUCAA
Molecule: messenger RNA, 1707 nt
Organism: Zingiber officinale
Lineage: Eukaryota; Viridiplantae; Streptophyta; Magnoliopsida; Zingiberales; Zingiberaceae
Product: receptor-like protein kinase FERONIA
Exons: 2
Coding region: 189-1580 (463 amino acids)
Molecular function (GO): protein kinase activity
Source: RefSeq, a predicted model, not a curated record